Molecule: messenger RNA, 2433 nt
Organism: Salvia splendens (bonfire salvia)
Lineage: Eukaryota; Viridiplantae; Streptophyta; Magnoliopsida; Lamiales; Lamiaceae
Product: serine/threonine-protein phosphatase 7 long form homolog
Exons: 3
Coding region: 590-1006 (138 amino acids)
Biological process (GO): meristem maintenance; meristem development
Source: RefSeq, a predicted model, not a curated record
AUGGACCAGAAGAUCCUUCUGUUUUGCAUUAUCAGCACAGUCAUAUAUCACGCAAGGCGUGGGCAGGCCAGGAAACAACCUCGUUCAAUAUUCGGCGCUUUGAGGGACAUUUCUGGGAAAUCGAUAAUCAUCACAGACGCGUGAUUGAUUAUGUUUGUAGAUUUGGUUUAGGUGGAGUUCUUUUCUGUGGUAAGGCUCUGGAUGUAGAUCAUGCGUUGAUCACAGCUUUGGUUGAGCGUUGGAGGCCAGAGACACAUACAUUCCAUCUUCCCGUAGGGGAAACUACCAUUACAUUACAAGACGUUCAAGUAUUAUGGGCUUUACGUGUAGAUGGAGUACCCUUCACAGGAAAUGGGUUUUGUGAAACUGGGUGGAGGGGUUUAUGUGAAGAGCUCUUGGGCUUCUAUCCCCUUCAAAGCGAGAUGAAGGAAAACGGUAUCUUGGCAUCCGCGCUAAUACAUAGGAUGACGAUUGAACCGUUAGGAGAUGGUCUCGAAGACGAAGCCUACAUUCAACGGGCACGUAUGAUUGUGCUUGUGCUAUUGGGAGGUUGAUCUUACCCGACGGCUCAGGGUGUAAGAUACCUCUCAUGUGGUUGACCCAACUUCGAGACGUAGAGGUUGCCUCUAUGAUUAGUUGGGCGAGUGCUGCACUUGGUACAUUAUACCAUAAUCUCUGUGAGGCGUCUAUGGGUAAACGGACAGACAUUGGAGGUCCGACAGUGCUCCUACAGCUUUGGGCGUGGGAGAGAAUGCCCACUUUGAGACCGGAUUUUGUAGCGGCACGUAUACAUACAAACAACACUUCAUGUGCAUUAAUGUGGACUGGCUCCUAUAUGAUAAACAGAGCCCCUAAACAUUCUGUUCGACAUUAUCGUGAACAGUUGUCAUUACUCCAAAAUAGCCAGUUUAUUUGGAUGUCAAUUACCAGACUCCUGCCUCGAUAUGAACAACAGUUGGAGAUCUGUGACGUACAUGGUUUGUUAGGCUAUUGUCGAAGCACAUGAGCCUGAGCGCGUGGUUAGACAAUUUGGCGGCACGCCCUUCAUCCCGGAAUUGCGUGAUUGGGGUUUCAAUGAAACUCACUUCAAAACCAAUCGUCGUGGAAAGGCUAAGACGAACUGGGCUGUGCAGAACAAGGCCUACAUCCAACAUUGGGAGAGAAGGUCGGAGUUCGUUACUAAUGAUUACAUGGAGCCUCUCGCAGACCACGUGCAGGUGAUGAGAACUCGACAAUACAUGGAGUGGUAUUUUAAAAUUACCAUAACAUAUGUCACGCAGCCUUCACAUGGUAAUGAUCGAAAAAAUGGUAACCCUUCAGGCACAUAGUUGGGAACAGGUUGCUCCCCACGAACAGAUGGUUGUACAUAAUUCUCAACCAUCAUAUCAAGUGUCUCAUCGUCUGUAGAAUCUUCACAUGAUUCUGCACUAUAAUCAAUAUCACUUGGUUGAGAACCAUCGGAACCAUCACAAUCAGAGCCAUCUGCACCAUCAACAUUAUCUGCACCAUCACAAUUAUCAGAACCAUCUGAACCAUCAUAACCAUCACAUGUCACAUUUGGUACAUCUAGUGGUUCAUCAACCUCCCCCCAGAUGUGUUGAAUUCAAAGCUAUGAUAUUCAUCAUCCCUCCUAGAUGUCCCGACAUCAAAACUAGGAUAACCAUCUCUCCUAGACGUUCCAACAUCAUGAUGAGUGAUAGGUGGUUCAAAUUGCAACGCAGUGGUAACAAGAGUAUAUUCAAUAAAAAGUUCAAUUUGACUUGGAUUUUCAGCAAGCAUAUACUCUAAUAAAUUAGCAUCCACUGGUGUAGCUAUAUAAUUCACCACUCCACUAAAAACCACAGGAUGCCUCCAUGUUAAAUCAAUCGUAUGUGCAUCCAACUAAAUUCCAAUUUUUUCACAUAUCAUUGAAACAAGUUCAUAAUAAGAUAUCUUUUCAUUCAAUAUAAUAAAUGAUUUUGCACGAGGGGGAUCAUAAGCAACACCCAAACCUGGGAGCUGAAUAAUUUUCUCAUCCCAAUAUAAACUCACAAACACCAUUAAACCUGCAAAAUAAGUACGACAUAACAUCAUAUACUAUCAAUUCAACAUACUUAAAUAAAUAUUGAACAAAAUUAAAACCGAAAAUUCAAUACCAAGUUCAAUGCCAUAAACCCUAAAUCUAUACCUAACUAACAUAUAGCAAUGAUAAUUGAAAUUAAUAGUCAAAAAUUACCUAACACCACUUCAAAUAGGAAUUAGAGCAUCAAAAUAUCGGAUUCACUUCGAUUUUCGCCGGCUAGAGAUGUUAGCCGUCGCUGAGUGCGAGAGAAUGAGCGAGCCGGAAGUGAAUUCGCGAGUGGAAAGUGAGGUCUCUGCCGUCUGGGCUCGAAUUUGUGUCCAACGUAACACGCGAGAGCGUGUCGCGUGUUUAACGUAACACGCGAGAGCCUG